AUGGUGCGAUACGUGGUUCUUGUCUCUCUAUGCCUACCAUUUGCCACGACACAAGAUCUGACGGACGAACACUGCGAUACUUGCAGAAUAAAAAGGGCAACGAGGUCGCAAUUGGCAGAUAUCAAAGUCAGGUUAUACACAGGUGAAGAUCUCGACACGUACACAGAGGUGGUAGUCGGCGAUGCUACGGAGCUGCUCGACAAGAUGAACUUGAGCAAACCAACUGUUCUGUUCGUCCAUGGUUGGUUCGGAACUAUAGUCCGCGAACUAUACUACAACGAGGUUACCCUUGCGUACCUCGAACAAAAGACUCACAACGUCUUGUACUUCAACUGGGAAACAAUCAGUACCACCGAUUACCUCUCCGCUGGAAUGAGCGUUCCUGGUGUCGGUUACACUUUGGCAAAAGUCCUCAACGAAAUGGUGGCAGCCGGUCUGAACUCAUCCUCCCUUCACCUUGUGGGCCAUUCGUUUGGAGCCCAAGCCCUUGGAUACGUUGGGCGAUCCGUGAAUUUCACAGUGCCCAGGAUCGUGGGCUUGGACCCUGCAGGACUUUUGUUUUACACCUACAUGCCGCAUCUGAACAGCAGCGAUGCUGAUUACGUCGAAGUUAUCCACACGGGAAUGGGUUCCAUUCUGUCAAGCUCCUUACAGUUAGGAGAUGUCGACUUUUACCCCAACGGUGGAGAAUACGCGAACCAAGGCUGUACGGUUCUACCAGCGAUCUGCGGCCAUGCCAGAGCUUGUUUAUUGUAUGCUGAAUUCAUAAGAAAUAAGACUGCACUCAUCGGCCGUGCGUGCGAUUCCUAUUCGAAUUUCAAAGACGGCUCGUGCGAUUCGAAUGGCACAGUAGUGAUGGGCUACGCUACGCCCAACACCGCGAGCGGAAAGUAUUAUCUCCAAACUAACAGCUUUUCGCCUUACGGCCGAGGAGAGGAGGGUGCUACUUACGAGAGUAUCAUUGAAUCUCUGCUCGGGAACGUCGCAUCAGUAUUGUCAAUUAUAUAAUAUUACAAUAAAAAUGCUGAAAGCUCUGCAUCACAAAUAUCUACUUAAAGAUUCUACUAUCCUAUAUGUAUUUUCUUAGCACUUUAGACUGCAAAUAAACGUUAUGUAUUUGCACACUGUUAAAAA
Messenger RNA from Diprion similis, 1134 nucleotides. Its product is annotated as lipase member H-like. The transcript has 7 exons. Gene Ontology annotation, molecular function: lipase activity. NCBI's taxonomy places the organism in Eukaryota, Metazoa, Arthropoda, Insecta, Hymenoptera, Diprionidae. The coding region runs from base 1 to 1008 and encodes 335 amino acids. The record is from RefSeq and is a predicted model, not a curated record.